Molecule: messenger RNA, 654 nt
Organism: Sphenostylis stenocarpa
Lineage: Eukaryota; Viridiplantae; Streptophyta; Magnoliopsida; Fabales; Fabaceae
Source: the annotation of a GenBank genome assembly
AUGGCUAAUUGGUCCCCUGAAAAUGCCAAGAGAGCUUAUCUCCAAGCACUCAAAAUGGCCAAAAGAGAUAAAGAACCUGAUGUAGCUGAGUUCAUAUCUGCUCUUGCAGCAGGCAACAAUGCACAACUCAUGAUGGUGGCCGGUGCUGGUGUGGCCGGUUCCGCCACGCUUGCUCUGGCUGCAGCUGCUCAUCAAACUGGUGGUCGUGUGGUAUGCGUAUGUUGUGACCAAAUAGAGACACGUGCAUUGAGAAAAGAUCUUGGAGUUUAUGGAGAUCGUGUUGAGUUUGUUGUAGGAGAUGUGAGAAGGCUUCUGCUAGGCGAUUACAAAGGAGCUGAUUUUGUGCUUGUGGAUUGUGACAUCACUAAUGCAAGGGAAGUUUUUCUAGCAGCAUUUAAAGGGGCCAACAAAGAUGGUGCCCUUGUGGUUGGAUAUAAUGUUAAGCAUAGGGCCUCAAGAUGGAGACAACUAAGAGCAUCAUUUCUACCCAUUGGAGAAGGGUUGUUGGUGGCCAAAAUAGAUCCAAAUGUGAAGGGUAAUGACAGGGUUGUCCAAAGGAGGAGUCGUUGGAUUGUUCAAGUGGACAACUGCACUGGAGAGGAACAUAUUUUUAGGGUCACCCCUCCUCAUAAGAAAGUGCAGAUUGAAGUCUAA